Molecule: messenger RNA, 1396 nt
Organism: Oryzias melastigma (Indian medaka)
Lineage: Eukaryota; Metazoa; Chordata; Actinopteri; Beloniformes; Adrianichthyidae
Gene: cisd2
Product: CDGSH iron sulfur domain 2
Exons: 3
Coding region: 148-555 (135 amino acids)
Biological process (GO): regulation of autophagy; autophagy of mitochondrion
Cellular component (GO): intracellular membrane-bounded organelle; mitochondrial outer membrane
Molecular function (GO): 2 iron, 2 sulfur cluster binding
Source: RefSeq, a predicted model, not a curated record
UACGCUUUGUUUUCAGAAUGUUGACUCUUUACGGGGAAAGUUUACGUACGCGCGCCGAGGUGCGCCUUCAAACUAACGUAAUGACAUAAGCGAACCCAGGAACUAACCAAGUCAAACCCAAAACACGACCCCGCGGAGCGAUUCGAGAUGGUUUUCGAAACGAUUUCAAAAAUAAUAAAAGUCCAGCUUCCAGCCUAUCUGAAAAGGCUUCCGCUACCGGAAACCAUCGGUGGAUUCGCCAAGCUAACAGUGUCUGAGUGGCUCCGGUUGCUGCCGCUCCUGGGCAUCCUGGCUCUGCUGGGCUAUCUGACCAUUCGGCCUUUUCUGCCCAAGAAGAAGAAGCAGAAAGACAGUCUGAUCAAUCUGAAGAUCCAGAAAGAAAACCCAAAAGUGGUCAAUGAAAUUGAUAUUGAGGACCUGAACUGUCAAAAUGUGUGUUACUGUCGGUGCUGGCGCUCCAAAACUUUUCCUGUUUGUGACAAGUCGCACUUAAAGCACAAUGAACUGACUGGAGACAACGUGGGACCGCUCAUACUCAAAAAGAAGAUUCUAUAGUCCACAGAUGCUUUCUUUUUAACAUGUUCUGCCAUGUAUUUGUGUUUUUCUGGUUUUGUCUGUGCCACAUUGUCUCUUAUUCGAUAACACAAUCUGCAGCCUGUCUCUAAAAUUGCGUUAUUUAAAGGAAUUAAGGAAUCACCGUCUUUUUUUAUCAGCUUGGCCAUUACAAAAUAGUCCCUUCUAAUUAUGUGGAGUCUUUGUGUAAUGAAGAACAGUAGGACCACCUUGAACCUUGAAAGACUUACAUUGACUCUGAGAGCUCUGACAAUCAGAGGGUAACCUUUUCCCCUCACGCACUCCAUAGACCAACAUGUGAUUAACAUUCGUGUUUUCAUUGCACUGUUAAGGUUUCUUUCAUGCCUUUUAGUUGACCACGUUUUAAUCUGCCUUUUCUUUCAUGGUGUGAAAGUUAACAUUAUAUAUGAAAUAAGUUAUAGUAUGUAUGAUUAGUCAUUCCUUAAGAUUUUUUUUGUAUUUAACCUCAUUUCCUUCAUACGGCAUUAAAUAAUACUAUCUUGUUGCUAAUUUUAACAUCAGCUACCUGCAGAGGAUUGUACUCCUUUCUAACCAAGAAUUGCUCUAAAGUGCAUAUUUUUCUCCUUAGUAUGUGUUAUCUAAGUCAUUGCUAACUUUUUAACUACAAUUAUUCUUCAUAUACAGAUAAAGGUUAACAGAUGAUUGUGAAUAAGUGUUCCUCUGUUCUUGUUGGCUUAAAGAAUUUCAAAAUAAAUACUCAUAAUACUUGAAUAAAUAGUGCUGUCAAAUUAAAACAGCUCAUUUUUAUGUUUAAGUUGGAAAACCGUUGAAGUUUAAUAUGAAUUAAAAUGUACCAAAGUGA